AUGGUGAUGCAUGCUCUUGCUAAUCGAAAAAACUGUUCGUUGGAGCUUCUCAAGAUAACUGCUGUUGGGACAUCGACAAAUAGGCUUGAAGAGACAGAUCAGUGGCUUUCAUCUUUUGCAAACUCGAUGAAUCUACCUUUCUCAUUUAAAAUCGUGUUGUCAGAAAUGAAGGAUGUUAAGAAGGAUAUGUUCAAGUUGGAGGGUGAUGAAGUGGUGGCCGUGUUCUUGAAGAUGUGUCUGUGGUCCUUAUUAUCAUGCCCUAAUCAUUUAAAGAUUCUAUUAAGAGUGAUUAAAGGACUUAAUCCAUGUGUGGUGAUGGUUACUGAAGUCGAAGCAAAUACUAAUACGUCAUCUUUCAUGCACCGUUUUUAUGAGGCACUCGUUCUUUUCAAUGAGUUGAGUCCUUCAUCCUUGAGUCAAGCAAAUUUGCUAAUUAACAGAUCUGGUUGCUUGAGUUUUUGUACUCUAAACAUGAACGGAAAAUCCAUUAUUGUGAAUUGGAAGGGAACCCCAAUGCUGUUUCUUUCUGCUUGGAAGCUCCAAUGUGAUUGA
Fraxinus pennsylvanica is the source of this 552-nucleotide messenger RNA. The record is from the annotation of a GenBank genome assembly. Lineage: Eukaryota; Viridiplantae; Streptophyta; Magnoliopsida; Lamiales; Oleaceae.